Molecule: messenger RNA, 580 nt
Organism: Cannabis sativa
Lineage: Eukaryota; Viridiplantae; Streptophyta; Magnoliopsida; Rosales; Cannabaceae
Product: protein ALTERED XYLOGLUCAN 9-like
Exons: 2
Coding region: 89-580 (163 amino acids)
Source: RefSeq, a predicted model, not a curated record
AAGGAAAAGAUUGUUGGGUGGAAGGAAGAAGAGAUCCUGAUUGAUUUCAUCUCUUUGAUACAUUCAUUCACUUCCCAUUUCACCAAAAAUGUUGGGAGCUUUGCAAUUGGAUAUCAUGACUGCCUUCGUGGUAGUUCUGGUUCCCAUGGGCAUGGUCAGAUGGCAUCUCAGCCGUAACAAGAUGCUCUUCUUCAGUGGAGCCCUCUUCAUAACUCUCGCCAUUGGUGUUCACCUUACUCCUUACUUCCCUUCCGUCACCGACUUCGUCUCCUCCGUCUCUUCCGUCGUCAUCUUCGACACCCGACACUCAUGUCUCUCUCUUCUCCACGACGUCCUUUGGAAUAUCACCCACACUCAUCCCAACACUUCCCAAUACCAAAAUUCCUGGGCUUGGUCCUCCCACGAUGACGUUUCGGCCUGUGACUUUCAGAAACUCACUCGAUCUGAUGCUUCAGAUCUCCUAAACGAGUCGUGGGUCGCCGUCACCGGUGACUCACAGUCACGAUUCGUCACCCUAUCGCUUCUGGGUUUGGUAUUGAAACCCCAAGCUGUUGAGUCCGUGAAAAACACAAUCUUCUAG